Camponotus floridanus (Florida carpenter ant) is the source of this 1148-nucleotide messenger RNA. RefSeq lists its product as uncharacterized. The transcript has 4 exons. Lineage: Eukaryota; Metazoa; Arthropoda; Insecta; Hymenoptera; Formicidae. The coding region runs from base 108 to 1124 and encodes 338 amino acids. The record is from RefSeq and is a predicted model, not a curated record.
AGACUCUUACGAUAUACCCGCGACAGUUGGAUUUUCAAGCGGACACGUUAUAAUUGUAAUAAUAAAAACAUCGUUAUCGCGAAUCAUUUGCAUAUAUUACCCAAGUCAUGGAUGGAACUGGUAAUACUGAUGACACUAUAAAAGAGGCAUCACAAUGUUUCGUUUGCGACGCCGAAAUUCAGGGCCGCUUUUAUGCCUUGGCUACAUGCAGGACACAACAUUCAAACAGCAGAGUAAUCGAGAAACUUGGGGAAUUGGUUGGCGAGAGAUACAUGGUUGUGAUAUCCGAGGACGAUGUAAUUUGUCGAAGUUGCGCCAUUCGUAUUAAUCAUCUUGAUAGGCUGGAGAUGGAAAUGCGUAAUAUUCGCGAUCAUGUCUUACGAUUUUUAGAAAAGAAAUAUUCUCUGGAAGAUGGGGAGCUCCGAGGUGGUGGCGACAAGCCAAAAUCGUGUCAGCCACCACAGAUCACAAAAUCUAGUACAAAAGAUAUGGUCAAUUAUUGCAGUAAACAGAACAAGGUUGACCUAGAAACAGAAGAGAGAAAGAAUAGUAUAUAUUCGGAAGAUACUAUGAUACAGAAAAACUCUCACUCAUGGUUGCAAUGUGACAAGUGUAAAUAUACCACACAUCUCAAUUCUUUCAUAAUGUCUCAUCUGAGAGAUCACACUAAGCAAAGAGAAUUUUGUGAUAAAUGUGGAUUAUAUAUUUCUGAGAAUCAAAGAGAAAAUAUAAGACAUAGUUGUACCAAAACAAAUAAAUCAGGAAACAAAGAAAAUGAGAAAGAUAAUUCUGAUAAGAAUAAUUCAAUGAAGACAUUUCUUUUGGAAAAUACAUUACCAACUUUGCCACUUAUCCAAACUACACAACCACCAUUGAUAGAUUUAUCAAGUUCUGAUCCUUUAUAUAUUUCCAGUAUACUACCAGGCAAUAAUUCAUCUGAGCAGUCAAUGUCUAUUUCGCAAUCAGUAAAUAUUGACAUUUCAAGGAAUAUGAAAAGAAGUUUAGAAUCAAAUCCUGUGCAAGAAAUAGAAAUGAAAAGCAAAAAACAGGUAUUGACUUUAACUGAUGAUGGAUCUAUGGAACUAUCAUAUGGAAGUAUCAUGUUGGAAGGAGACAUAAAUUAAAAAUAAUAAAAUAUAUAAAUUAAA